Gaeumannomyces tritici R3-111a-1 is the source of this 3870-nucleotide messenger RNA. RefSeq lists its product as hypothetical. NCBI's taxonomy places the organism in Eukaryota, Fungi, Ascomycota, Sordariomycetes, Magnaporthales, Magnaporthaceae. Gene Ontology annotation, molecular function: zinc ion binding; RNA polymerase II cis-regulatory region sequence-specific DNA binding; DNA-binding transcription factor activity, RNA polymerase II-specific. The record is from RefSeq and is a predicted model, not a curated record. The transcript has 2 exons. Gene Ontology annotation, biological process: DNA-templated transcription; regulation of transcription by RNA polymerase II. Bases 1051 to 3870 code for a protein of 939 amino acids. Gene Ontology annotation, cellular component: chromatin.
UGCUCAAUAAGCGAUUACGAAAUUCGUGGGACGAGACGGCAAAAGACAGGGCAGGCACCAAGGGAUUGAAGGACGCCAUUGACCAAGGAAACCAUUCUUGUCUUGCCAUGAACGGUGUGGCCAUCCAUGCGUCCAUGUGUGACAGGCAGGCAGGCCAAGUGGCACUUACUGAUUCUGCGUGACAACAGCAUGCUGCAUAUCAGACCGGGCAGAGAGCUCGUGCUAGUUCAGGACAGACACCAGCGCCUUACUCAAACGAGGGAAAGACCCGUUUCGGGCGAGGGGCGAUGGGUGAUUGCGAAAGGCAGCAACCGACCAACCGUGCCCCCCACAUCCCCACGUGGGGGGAGGGGCGAGGCCCAGGUCGCUGCAAGUGGGAUUGGGGGCAGGAUGGGAGAAUGAGAAGGGAAGGAAAAAAGAAAAGAAAAAAAGGAACAAAGAAAAACACGGAUGAGGGAAGGACGAUCGCGUCUACAUCCACCAGACCAGGCCCAAACAUCCAGACAGGCCGGCUUGGGAACCCGGGGCGCCGCACCGAGGGCUUGGGCGCGGGCAGACAGUCGAGACCCGUUGGAGGCUUUCGAUGCCCAGCGGCCACUUACCCACAGCUCCCCCAGAAAAAGACCCCCAAUCCCCCAAGUUGGUCACGCCUUUACCCCAGCCGAGGGCCGUGUUCAUCGCACGAACAGACGCAAGUUCGGUUCCUUCUCUCCCACUGCCUUGCUGGCCCAUCGCGCCCUAUCCAAAGCCACUAUCUCUAUCCAUAACCCCUCGACGGUUCGUCCUGUCGCGAGCAUAUCCUCGUGUCCACACAGUACUCCUUUUCCCCUCUUCUGGUCAGGACUGGGACGUUUUCGGGCCAAGCGCUUAGCAGGGCGCGAGAGGAAGAGGAAGUGAAGGAGCAGGGCGCAAGAGGCACAUGGCCCCAAGACAGCAACAGGCUCGAGAUAUGCCGACCGCUGCUGCUUCCCUUCCUCCGUCUCCCCCACCGCCGCCCUCAUCGGAUCCUCAUUGUCCUCCUCCUCCGCCGCCGCUCCGUCCCACAGCCACAUGGCCUCACGCGCCGUGGAGCCGCCGCCGCGGUCGCCCAUGAUGCAGGGACCCAUGAUGACCACGUUUAGCAUCGACGGCAGCGACGGGAGCACGUCGGCUACCGCGACGUCGGGCGGCCCCAGGCGUGCCAGCCGGCGGGGGGCGCCGCGCCGCUUCCAGUGCGACUUUGAUGGCUGUGGCCGGUUGUACACGCGCGCCGAGCACCUGCAGCGGCACCAGUUGAACCACAACCCUCGAGAGGUCUUUACGUGUACUGACGAGGGGUGUGGCCACACCUUUGUGCGCGCCGACCUGCUGGCUCGCCACAGAAGCCGCCAUCACUUGCCCUCAUAUGUUCCGCGGCACCGCGCCCGGAGCUUUUCCGCCCCUAACUCAAAUCCUAGUAAUGGGAGUCCCGUUACCGGUCCCGGUCCUGGCUCCGGGCCUUCUUCCGAUGUGCAGGACCACCUUGGCGGCUCCGACGUGUUGUCAACUUCUCCAACCGCCAACAACCCAAGUCACUCACAGUCCACUAGUGUAAAUAAUGAGGAGAUAUCUCCUGUGAUACCCAGCGAACCGCCUCCGCUCCUUACACCUGAGUCAAGCGGAGCUCAGCUACCAGGAAGAUUCGUCCGGGACCCUACCCCCCAGCAAACCACGCAGCCGCCAGGAUGGUCACCUCCCAUCUCUAUGACCAACAAUAUGAUGCAGCCUAAGCCUGCCUUCUUCCCCCACCAAGUCCAAAACAUGCCACCACAGCCUUCCGGUGCGACUUGGGGCUACAUGCCCGAAGAGACCAUGAGCCGCGAUAACUUCGCCGUCUGGCUCUUCGACGCACAGAGCAACUACGGAGACUUCAACGUAGCCAACCUGCCCUUUCUGGAAGGGGGCUUGGAGUCUCAGUUUAACACCGACAUCCCCUACGACUAUGAGUCCCUGACUAGCAUGUCACAGGUGGAAACCCCACCAGGGCCUGUCGAGACUGACGAGCUGCUGGCAGAGUUCCGCCGCCAAGAGGUCUUGCGCUGGUUCCAGGCGUUUCGCCGCAAAUACCCAUUGCAAGAACCUCUUUCCAUGAAUCUGGCUAUGGACAAGAACGGCGACACUCCCGUCCUCAACUUGGAGAUGAUGAGAGAUUGUUUACGCGAAUAUUGGGACCAUGUGUCGUCUCGGCUCCCUAUAAUCCACCAGCCCACCUUCUCGGCAAACCGCUGCCCUACCCUGUUGUUGCUGGUCAUGUUGGCUCUGGGCGCAGCCUCACUCCGUAGCAGGGACAGCACAGGGGCGCUGGCCGGCUAUGGAUGCUUCGCCGAUGUUGUCAUCUUGGGGCUACGGUGGGAAAUCGUGACGGCCGAGGAGGCCACGCCUCCGGUGAGCCUUGCGGUGGCCCAGUCCCUGCUGCUCCUCGAGUUCUACGAGAAGCUGUACUCAUCGCGCAAGCUCCACGAGAGAGCUCACAUAUACCAUUCGGCAACCCUGACAUUGCUGCGUCGAGGGAGCCCGCUGAUUGGCCGCGCUGGCAGCGAGUCGCCCCCUGAAUACCAUGCGUCGGCCGAGCACUCCCACGGAGCCGCCCAAGAUUCUCGUAGCUGGUGGAUCCGCUGGGCCGAAACGGAGUCGAUGCACCGCGUCGUCUUCGCAGCGUUCAUGAUGGAUGUCCUGCAUGCCGCCAUGUUUGGACACGCCGCAGAUAUGGCCCCCCAUGAGAUCCGCCUGCCACUGCCCUGUGACGAUAAUCUCUGGGCUGCGCCAAAGCCAGAAGAGAUGCGCCAGCUAGACGCGAACCUACGCAUGUAUGGUGUCAAGCCUAUAUCUUUCCUGGACGGCCUCAAGCGCGCUGUGCACGGAAAGGAGGUGAGAACUCACAGCUUCGGCCGCAUGAUCAUCAUGUCGGGUCUACUAAGCGUUGGCUGGCAUCUCAGCCGCCGCGAGACGCAUUUGAAGUGGUUGGAUCUCACAACGCCGAACGGCGAGACCGUGGACAACUCGCGCAAGGUCCUGCUCAACGCGUUCGAUCGGUGGAAAACCAGCUUCGACAAUGCUCAGGGCACCUUCGAGAUUGCGCAGAACCUCAGCCGGCCCCAAGCCGACGCGAACGGGCUCAUACAAAGCGCGCCAGUGCUCUACCACCUAGCCCACAUCAGCCUCCAUGCCGACAUUGUCGAUUGCCAAGUGUACGCGGGGGCGAGGCAGCUCCUAGGCCGCAAGGUGUCACGGCGCGACUACGCCAACGUCGGGCAGCGCAUGCAGGCGUGGGCUGCCAUGCCCUCGACGAGGCACGCCAUCCUCCAUGCCUUCAAGCUGCUUCACCGCGUGCUUGUAGAGCCGGGUCGACCUGAGCGGCGGAGGAUUGCAGCGCCGGGCCCGGGGCUGAUAAACCUACCCCCGAUAAAGAUAGCGACAUACUCGUGCCGCAGCGAGCCAGACCCCCACCGACCCUGGAUUAUGUACUACGCUACCCUCAGCAUAUGGUGUUUUGUUUGUGCGCUGAGGGAGCUCCACGGCGUCCCUAUGUCUACUGCCCACAUCCAGCAGCAGCAGCCGCAGCAGCAUCACGCCGCCGGCUUCCACCAGGUCCAUAACGGUGGUACGGGGACCGUCCCUCAAUCCCCGUCGUUCAACCCUGUAGCCAACUAUAACAACGUCAUGUCCUAUCUUUCCAACGUGGCGGGACGCCUGGAGCUCGAUGAGGGGACGGCCUCGGAUCUAGCAUCCGGUCUACCAGACCUCCUGGAUUGUCUUCACAACAUACUGACCGAGGCGCACUCGGAGCUGCUCAAGGAAGCGCGCGAGCGGCUGAUGGUGUGCAGGUCGAAGCUUGUCGGCGGCGGCGGCUAG